Messenger RNA from Acanthochromis polyacanthus (spiny chromis), 3464 nucleotides. RefSeq lists its product as uncharacterized. The record is from RefSeq and is a predicted model, not a curated record. The transcript has 3 exons. The coding region runs from base 1910 to 2896 and encodes 328 amino acids. Gene Ontology annotation, molecular function: protein dimerization activity. Lineage: Eukaryota; Metazoa; Chordata; Actinopteri; Pomacentridae.
UUCUGAAAUGAAAACAUCAAGUUGUUUCUUCAAAUAUUUCCUCUUUCUAUGUUCUUGGUUUGACUGUGGACAGAUUUACUAAGAACUCAUUUCAGAAAACUGCUUUCCAGAUAAAGUCUACUAGUAGUUGAAGGCAUUGAUCAAACUAAUGUUACCUUCUGAUCUCCACAAAGUUUACUGUUCAGUGAAGAGAAUCAAAGCUUGUUCAGGAUUUCUAAAGAACCCACAGGUGAAGGUCUAAAAAUAACUCAGAUGGAUGGUCUAAAUGUGAAAUCAAGACUCAGGGUCACAAGUUUUAAGGCUUCUGUUAACCACAAAGUUCAAACUAACAGCAAAGUACUGAGAAACUUUUAAAUCUUCAGCCCUCAGACCAGUGGCGGCUUGUUAAUAGGGGACGCUAGGGCGCCGCCCCCAUCAAGAUUUUGUGAAAAAAGUAUUGAUACAGUAAACAUAAAUACGUAUUUAAAGUAAUUAACACAUCUGCACAAUGUUCACUCAUACAAUGGGUCUCAUUUAUAUUUUUUUAAGCCUUUCCAUUCCAUAUUGGGGGGUUUCAGGGUUGUUUUACACGCUUCAAUAGCGAGGGGCGCCUGCCAAAUGAGCGUGCAAGUACAUUCUAAAACUUUUGGCUUUCAUGUGACUUAAUACUGGUCUCUAAUUGGUUACUUAAAGAUCGUCCUCCGGGCGCAGCUCUCUGCAUCCCUGGCGAAUCAGCGCGUUUGGGUGGUCAUUUUUCAUCUGAUCUGAUUGAUUCAUGAUACCUGUCAAUCAAAGUCACCCCUGGCAGCGUACACAGACACAUACGGAGAGAGACAGACAGACCACAACAACAAGACAGAAGAUGAUGGCGGCAGCAAAAGAAAAUUCGGUUGUUUCUUUACGAAAUAAUCCUUUUACGAGGCGUUCGCUGGAGGAAAAAAAGGAUAAAGGAGUUAGGACUGGAGCAACCUGAUUUACAAAUCCAGCAGCAGGCAAGUGACCGUGGACAGAGUUACAGGCUUCUCCCACCUGUGUUAUGCUAAACACAGCUGGCUAGCUGGAUGUGAAGUUAGCAGUGCUCUGUAGUGCUUUCCCUGCUUGCUUUUUCAAAGUGUUGGUACUGAAGUUCUGUGGACAGCAACGGGGGUCAGAGACCUGAAACAUCUCUCUGAAAAAUGCAAACGGCAUGAAGGUAGCCGUAGCCACCUUGAUGACAGCAUGAAGCUACAGUUUUUUGGCCGUGUUAGCAUUGCUGAACAACUAGAUGAGGGCUACAGAGUUGGCAUUAGAAGGCACAAUGAAGAGGUGACAAAAAGUCGUCACAUACUGCCCAGGAUAAUAGACUGUGUGAAAUUUUGUGGGGCCUUUGAGUUGGUUUACGUGGCCAUGAUGAGAGUGAGAGCUCUGUUAACCCUGGGAUAUUACGUGGGUUGGUGGAUUUUGUUGCCUCUCUGGAUGGAGCUUUGAAAGAGCACCUUGAAACUGCCACUGUUUUUAAGGGUACUUCAAAAACUGUCCAAAAUGAGCUCCUGGACUGUAUGUUGUCUGUUGCAAGGGAGCAAAUAAUUAAAGAAGCCUAAAAGAGUGUUUUUGUGUCAGUCCAGGCAGAUGAGACAACAGAUAUUUCAACACAGUCACAACUUGUGCUUGUACUACACUACAUUGAUGACAAACACAGUGUGCAGGAAAGAUUUUUUGAAUACAUUCCUCUGCAGUCAGCUAUGUCUGAGUCCAUUGCUACUCCAUUAACAGAGCGUCUUGCUGCCAUCAUUCCUGAGGAUCAGAAAAGCAAGCUAAUCUGCCAGGCGUAUGAUGGAGCCAGUGUGAUGAGGGGUGCCACUGGGUGCCAAGGGGUGUUCAGAGGAAAAUCAAAGAUGUGUACCCAAAUGCCCACUAUAUCCACUGCUAUGCACACCAACUCAACCUGAUCAUGCAGCAGGCCACCUCUCACAUUUCCAAGGUGAGAAUUUUUUUUCUGACCUGGGUGGAUUUGCCAGCUUUUUUUCCUGAUCACCCAAGCGUACAGCUGUUCUCGAUAAAACGGUGGCCCAUAGACUGCCAACAUCCAGCAAUGUCAGAUGGAACUUUCACAGCCAAGCCAUCAACACUGUUUGAGCACAGAGAGGAUCUCAUUCAGUGUUUUGAGAACAUACAAGACUCAGGUGACUUUGAUGCCAGUACCAUCAGAGAGGCAGGAGCCAUGGCCAUGCUGCUGGAACAUCAGGACUUUAAGUUCUUUCUGGAACUUUUUCACCACAUCAUGCCACAUGUGGACCUCCUCUAUGCCAAGCUCCAGAAGAAGAACGUAGAUGCAGUCCACAUAAAAGUGAGCAUCCAGCAGUUUGAACAGGACAUCGAAAACAUCAGAAAUUCUCUCCAUUCCAUGGGUGAGCCAAGAAGUGGCUGUCUGACAGCAAAGAGGCGUCGGGCACUCAGUUCAGAGGAUCGUCAAAGGGUUGCAGAAGAGAUCUGCAACACCAUUCUGGGACACACCAAGGAGCGCUUCUCCUUCACCGACCAUCUUGUCUGUGCAACCUUGUUGCAGGGGGACAGGUUUGAAGAGCAUCACGGGUCAUUUCCUGAAGAGGCACUGCAACGCACUUUGAAGGCCUACCCGAUGCUGAAUGGAAGCAAGCUGAAGACAGAACGCGGUCUCAUCUCCAGCAAAGUAGAGUUCAGAGCCUGCUGUGGUGCACUGGACCUAUUCCAGCUGGUCAUGGAGAACAAUCUUGAAGUUGUCUUUUCAGAAACUGUCAAUCUUUUAAGGAUCCUGAUCACCACACCCAUGACCACAGCUGAAGCAGAGAGGUGUUUCUCAACCUUGAAAAGAGUGAAAACAUUUCUCAGAAACUCCAUGACCCAGAAAAGGCUGAAUGCCUUGGCCAUGCUCUCCAUGGAAAAAGAGACUUGUUUGUGAAAUGACAGAUUUCAAUCAGAAAGUCAUUGAUAAAUUUGCUGGUCUGAAGGAGAGGAGAGCAAAACUGAUGUUCAAGUAAUUGUUUUGUUGUGUUGUAAUGCCCGUCUGCUAGUGCGCCCCCCCAAAAUAUUUUAUCACCAGCCGCCACUGCCUCAGACUGUCUAAAUGUUCAAACUAACAGAGAACUGCUCAGGAACUUAGAAGAUAUCAGUCGUUGGACUGUCUCAAAGUUCAAACUAACAGAGAUCUACUGUGGGACUUAGAAAAUUUCAGCCUUCAGAUUGUGUGAAAGCUCAGGUCCUGAGGACUCGGGAGGUCUGGAGGCUUUGGAAAGUCUUGGAACUGAGGGUUCAACCCUCCAGCACAAAGGCUGAAGUCCAACCUCCUGAGAAAAACGGUCGAGUUGAGACUCAAGAAAAAAACUCGAAAAUGACAAAAAAUAGAUGAUAAAUGCACAAAAAAAAAAGAAGAAUUAGUAUCUGAGUGAGUAGCUUAGAGCAGUGGUUCUCAACCCUGUUCCUCAGGACCCCAUGUCCUGCAUGUUUUCGAUGCUUCCCUGCUCCAACAC